This is a messenger RNA of Aspergillus homomorphus CBS 101889, 3112 nucleotides long. RefSeq lists its product as uncharacterized. The record is from RefSeq and is a predicted model, not a curated record. Lineage: Eukaryota; Fungi; Ascomycota; Eurotiomycetes; Eurotiales; Aspergillaceae. The transcript has 2 exons. Bases 82 to 2628 code for a protein of 848 amino acids.
AUUUGCCCUUCUUAUCCCAAUCACACCUCUUAUUCUGAUAUAUUACCGAUUCCCAUCAAAGAGCCAUUGUAUAUAGCAAUCAUGGUGGUCCGACGGUCCGCCCGUCUGCGCAAUCGCGAGGCAUCCGUGUCCGAGGAACCACAGCUACCAGCUGGCCCCGCUGAGAGCAGUCACGUCAACAAGGAUCACGUCAACAAUCGGCAUGACGACCAACCCAGUGAAAAGCCAAACAUUAGACGAAAGACGAGAUCCAGGAAACCGACCCAACCCACCCAGGAACUAAACAACCUGCCUCCUGUUGCCGAACGCGAGGAGACUGCUACUGUCACCCCUUCUGAACCCGAACCUGAACCCGAAGUCAACAACACUCCUGUUGAAGCAAAGAAGUCUGCCUUCGCCAGCGAACAAUCUCAACCUCUGCCUGCUCCUGCGACAGCCGAGACCUCCGAAACUGCAUCCAAGGAAUCUGAACCCGAAUCUACGCGUGCCGCGGCCGAAAGGGCGGAGCGGACGAAAAAACGAUCGAUUAGCGCCGCGUUUGACAAGGCGGAGUCGACUUUCAAGAAGAUGAAGAGCGCCGCGUUCUCCAAGAGCGGAGAGACUCCCAAGAAAACUGCGGGUGACGCGUCCGACAAGACUGAAGCGACGCCCAAGAAAACUCCAAAUGGCGCGUCCGCUCGAGUUGAAGCCACUCCCAAGAGAGUUGCGCAGUUGACUUCGCCGCUCAAGGGCACUCCUAGCAGGAUCCCUAGCGUCUCUACUCCGCUCAGAGCCACACCUGCGGCGACGAAAGCCCCCGGUGCAAAGACCCCCUCUACUGUCAUGGCGCGUCCAUCUCACCAGGAAAUGCACCCCAGCAAGGUUCACCAGAGCACCACCAAGCAGCCUGACUCCGGCUUGGUCUUGGGUUUCAACCCCAUCAAGAAAGACGCGGAAGGCAAUGUAGUCAAGGAUGCUACGAUCGAGAACACUCCGACCAAAACUAGAGACUCCCCCGCGUCGGCAUACUACGGCACUCCCGCGUUCGAUUUCAAGUUCACCAACCAGGAUUCCCAGCUCAGCGACGAGGCCAAGAAGCUCAUGGAGACUGUGCGCCAGGACGCCGCCAAGAUCAAGGCCCAGAUGAUCCAGGGUCGCGCGAAUGGUGUCUCACAGGACCAACCCGAGCAGAUCGAGAGAAAGAUUGUGCAGCCCAAGGGGAAGACCGACCGAUUCACCGACGCCCAUCUGGCCGAAUUCAGGAAGAUGGACUCUAUUGCCAGCCAUGCCUCAGUCCUCCGUGCCGUUCCGGGUCGUUACCAGCCGGCUAUGAAGAAUUCCCUCAAGAGAACAAACUCGAAGGCGCGGCUGGACGAGACACACAGCAAAUCGCCGUCUCCCUCCAAGACAUCCGUUGCACGACCCUCUCCUGCUCCGGUACUCGCUUCUGCGAAACGCGUCAAGCACACUCCGGCCGACGAUGUCUCCACUAGCCGUCUCCCUACAUUGAACAGUCCUAAGCCAGCACUGCCUCGCCCCAAACACUCUUUCCGCAAGUCGUUGAUGACCCCGACUCGGGCCUCGGCGGCGCGUGCAUCGACUGUGAGGCCUGCUCGUACUUCAAUGAUUCCUUCAUUGGUUCGGUCCCCAGCUCCUACACAGCCCGAAGUUCCACGCACGCCUCAGACUGAUUUCAACCCCCGGUUGAAGAGCAACUUGCCCACCCUUGGACACCUCAAGUCGAUCCUCCGUCAACCCCACCAGCUUUUCUCCAAGGAUCCUCUCAAGAUUGCUGCAGGCACCCAUGUGGCAGCUCCCCACUUCGGUUCAAACAUGCUAUUCGGCUCCUCCUGGGAUGCCACCGAAGAACACUCGCACACUCCUUCCCCCAAGAAGCGCGUCGAAUUCACUCCUUGUGUCAAGGAUCGGAACGAGGAAACCGUUCUCUCGCCUUCUCCGUCUAAGCUUCCGACUGCAAAUGCUUCUCGAGUCGUUUCCGACAUUGUUUAUCCCACCCUACCUACUUUGACUCCGGAGCAAAACCGCAGCCCCAGCAAGAGUGGCACCUCUCCCAGGACUAGCCAGACCACCACACCUACGAUCCGCCAAGUCCGUCCUUCCGACGCUACUCCCCUGCCAGAGAUCGCCGGCGUGCCCCACGGUAUUGGCCAUAAGAAACGCAACCGUCCGACUGUCGAGGAGGAGAAGACCGACGCCGAUUCCUUGCCCGAGAUCGCCGGCGUGCCUCACGGUAUUGGCCACAAGAAGCGCAACCGCACGGCUGUUGAGGCGGAGGAAACCAAUGCCGAAAACGUGCCGCCAGCUGAUAAUGCGGGUGCUGACGCGCGUAGCGCCAAGCGCAUGAAGAUGAGCUCGCCUUCGCCGUUCAAGAAAACCGGCCGUCCUUCCACUCUAUUCGCCAAGGCCUCAGGCACACCCAGUGCUUCCAAGACCAUAUUCUCGAGUGCGGCGCCCACUCCGACUCCCACCAAGCCCCGGUCCCACACUCCUCUCCGCUCUGCAACCAGACCCUCCGCCGGACGUCCCAGCCCCACCAGCACCACUCCGGGCAGUGCUCGUCCCCGCAGCCGAGGCGUGCUGACCAUGAGUCGUCUGCAUUUGCUUUCCCAGCCCAAGGGCCGUUCAUAAAUUUGCUUCGAGCAUUGCAUUACGUCGUGCAACACACAUCUGCAUGACUAAAUUUACGAUUGUCUAUUACAUCACUUGCACAGAUUGUUAACUCGCAGAAUCUGAGUCUGAGGAAUCCUUUAUCGGCUGGCUGGCUGGCUGGCUGGCUAGCUGCAAGAUCAGGGGAGUUUCUGGUAGGCUUUAUCUCGUUCUGGUGGCAGUCCAGGGACUCUCGCUGCAUCUUGUCCAACUUCGGCUUUCUGUUCCUUGGGUGUUGUGUUUGUUCUCUAUGAAUUGAUUUGAAAUUGUGUCAACAUGACCUGGAUUGGCGCUUUGGGUUUGAAUGAGAUGCAUCAGGCAUGCUGUGCUUCUGGCGUGGGUGUAUGGUGAUUAUUUCUGUUUUUCUCAAUCAAUGUCCUCCGGAUGGUUAGGUUCUUUUUGUUCUUGUUUGAGUCAAUCGACCAUGUUAAUAAAUGCAAUUUGCGGAUACGUCAAUGAACAUGGG